Messenger RNA from Lachnellula hyalina, 2205 nucleotides. Its product is annotated as Glyoxylate reductase. Gene Ontology annotation, molecular function: NAD binding. The coding region runs from base 1 to 2205 and encodes 734 amino acids. The record is from RefSeq and is a predicted model, not a curated record. The transcript is spliced from 4 exons. NCBI's taxonomy places the organism in Eukaryota, Fungi, Ascomycota, Leotiomycetes, Helotiales, Lachnaceae.
AUGCCUCAUGUUCCACCCCAUCCAAUCAAGCUCGCCAUCCUCGACGACUACCAAAAUAUUGCAGCACCAUACUUCGAAUCCCUCAAGUCCGCCUUCGAAAUAACAGUCUUCAACGACACCCUCCUCCCCUUCUCCAACCCCGCAACCCCAGACUCCGCCAAACAUGAACUCGUUCAACGUCUCAAACCCUUCACCAUCAUCUCCUCCAUGCGCGAACGCACUCCCUUUCCGGAUGCUCUACUCUCACGACUCCCCAACCUCAAACUCCUCCUCACAACCGGAACCCGCAAUGCAGCCAUCGACAUGCCCGCCGCAAAGAGACUCGGCAUCCACGUGACUGGCACCUUGGGGAAUGGACGAACGAAUGCAAAGACUGCGAAGCGCAAAGGACCAGAUAGUACGACUCAGCACUGCGUUGCUCUCAUUCUCGGCAUAGCCCGAAACAUCGCCCACGACCACGCGGCUGUGCAAACCGGGGGCUGGCAGACGGGUCUCGCAACCGGGCUGAGCGGGAAGACGUUCGCGACAUUGGGAUUAGGGCGCUUGGGCGUCAAUGUAGCGCGGAUCAUGAGUGUAGCGUUUAGCAUGAAGAUUGUUGCUUGGAGUAGUAGCCUUACGCAAGAUGUGGCUGAUGAGAAGGCUCGGGCCGCUGGACUACCGGUUGAGGAUGAAGAUGGCGAGAAGACGUUCAAGGUCGUGAGUAAAGAGGAGUUGUUCAGGAGCGCAGACGUGCUGAGUGUGCAUUAUGUGCUUUCUGAUCGCUCGCGUGGCAUUGUCGGGGCGGCGGAUCUCGCGCUGCUCAAACCGUCUGCACUCUUCAUCAACACUUCCCGCGGCCCCUUGGUAGACGACGAUGCGUUGUAUGAUGUUUUGCAAGCUGAGAGGAUUCGGGGCGCAGCGUUGGAUGUUUUUGAACUGGAGCCGUUGCCGGUUGAUAGCAGGUGGCGGACGACGGAGUGGGGCAGGCGCGUGCUGUUGAGUCCGCAUAUGGGGUAUGUGGAAGAGGAGACGAUUGGGAAUUGGUAUGAGGAACAGGUUGAGAUUGUGGAGCGAUGUAUAAUGAUGAAGUCCUUGAUCCGAGCAGUCAUUGCCUCGUAUCCCAAUUUCAAGGUGCUAGACAGCCAGAAUACUCAAACCGCCCUGACUCUAUCCACGGCCAACUACUUGGUCUCUCCUCAACAGAAACUUCCUGCGCCUUAUGUGCUCAACGAUGAAGAGUUGUUAUACAUCAGAAUUCUCGUAAGCCGCAUUCCAAGCUUCACUCUGAAUUCCACUGGUCACAGUGCAGCUCUGGGAUAUACGCUCGCCGUUCAUAUUGCUUCAAAGCUAGACCAGAUCUACGAAAGUACGGCAAGAGACUUCUUAGAAAACUUUUCUAUCGGUAUACACAGAGCCCUCUUGGAGCGACCCGUUUGUGGGUAUUGGGCUCCAAUCAAUCAUGGCCCCUCCGACGAAUUCGAUGACCGACUCCUCACGCAAGAAGUACGAGACGUGGAGGUUUUUGCCUGUGCAACAAUCGACCGCGUCCAGGUUCCUACACAUGAGUCGGUCAAGACGUUCGCGGAGAACCUUGGAUACGAAAUAAUGACCAAGAUGGAGUGUAUUCCCUGGGGACGCAUCAACACCUACCAAUUUGCUCAAAUAUUCUACACCAAGCUCAUGGAGCAAGUCGAGCCUGUAAUCAAGUUGCCUGUCACGCAUGAGCAGUUUAAAAACUUCGAUGCACAGAUGGAACGUCAGAAUCACCCUCAACCUCGCAUCGACGACGAGAGACCUGGCUUUAAGGCAGUGACGCAGACAGCUGAGAACGAUCCCUUUGGGAAAUUGAUCGCAGCGCGAGAGCCUAAGCCAUCUGCCGAGACUUCUCCAUCCGAUACACCUACGGAUGACAUAUCGAUGUUAAGCAACGACUCUGCCCCUUCGAGCCCCCUCGAUAUAUCGAUGUUAAGCGACAACUCUGCUCCCUCAACUCUUGAUCGCGGCAUACCUUAUCCGAAACAUAACGGCGGACACAGCAAUACGCCCAGUGAAGCUAUUACACAAGACCCAGCAGAACUGUCUGACGACGAUGAAUCUUCGGAGUCGGAAGACACUCCAACCAAGGUGCUGAUGCCUCCAGCAAGUAAUAUGUCUAAGACGCUAGCCCCCUUCUCCAUUCCAGCGCCGGCGGCAAUGCCUCCAAGAAAGCCUCCUAUGAGCCUAUGA